AUGACAAAAUCCAAAAGGCAGUCUAAGAAGCCUUUGCAGAGAAGUUACAACAACUACCUACUUCCAGAAGAAUACUUUACAAGCCUUGACUCUCUUCCUACUAAUAUUGCUAACCUUUACCCAGCAGUAAGAGAUCUAUUCCCAAUUACUGAUAGAAAAUGCCUAAGAGAAUUAGGCUACUACAAAAGGCAACUGAGCCUAUAUUACGAGUGUACCAAAAUCUCACCCCACUUCUUUGAAUUACCACCACCAAAAGCUCGCCUACCAUUAGCAUAUCAAGACCUUAGUCCCAAAUAUAGGAGGCACUUCCCUAUUGAUCCAAAUAACAUUCAUGACAACACACAAAAAAUUCUAGAAAAACUACGAGAAGAAUAUACCUUCAAAAACUUACCAAAUAACUACUACCAACAGGAAGCUAUUGACUUCAUCGAUGAUAUUAGCUCAAUAUAUAAGUUCAAUCAACCUUUAUCUCCAGAAAUUAUGACAGUCAACCCUACAGAAAAGCCUGACCUCCCGAACGACCCACAAUUAAUCACUAAAUACAGCAUAUUAACCCCUAUCACAUCUACCAAAACCCUAACUGAG
Molecule: messenger RNA, 585 nt
Organism: Ambispora leptoticha
Lineage: Eukaryota; Fungi; Glomeromycota; Glomeromycetes; Archaeosporales; Ambisporaceae
Source: the annotation of a GenBank genome assembly